ACCUACUCGUUAGCUGUACUUUGACUACAAGAAUUUUCAAUCGGGGGCGGUCAGGAAUUUAAUAAGCUGAGCUAUAUGAAUGCUCAGAGUGAAAGUUUAACUCAGGAUCUACUAUGAUGAAUACACACGCCAUGGGUUACCAUGUUGUAAGGACACUUCGGCGUUAUCUGGGUGUGAAUUAUGUACUUUGGAAUCCUUCUGUAAGCGUGGGAAUCGGAAGUUGGAGAGAACUGCCCAGAAAAUAUUGCACUAAUAAACUAAACAUAUGUAAGGACUUAUUUUACUUAAAUUCACAGAACUUACUAGUUACUUGCUGUAAGAAGAGAUUAAAAGUGUCAUUAAGAUGUUUUUCAGUGGAUCAGACUGGCAAUGAAAAUGGCAAGACUUCACUGAAACAGGGCUGUGCUGCAGGUAACGAAGAUCCGAGUUUAGAACCACCCUCAUCUGUUGGAGUGCGUGACUCUAGAGUAAGAAAACUUGUGAGGACUCCAACCACACAUCAUAACCCUGAGUCUGAGUUUGAAAAGGUUGCUGGAGAUGACUCAUCUAGAGGGCAGCAAACUCAUGAACAAUUUUAUGAGCUGCUGCUUAAGUGUUCCUCACCUUCUGAUGUACUUGACCUGGCAGGAAAGUCCAACUUGAAUCCACAUCAACUUAGUAACUGUUUCACCGUCAUGUGGGACACCAUUAAAAAGAUGUCAGAGGAGAAGAGAUGGUAUGAGAAAAAAAUCAUGUUUGAACACCCCGUGUUUGAGCAGUUGUGCGUGAAAGCCAUGCAGGAAGCCAGGGGAAUGCAAUGUGAUGAUUUGGCUUACACCAUGCUUGCUUUGGUGAAGCUUGGCACAUCAACUCAUAGCAGGUUAAUUCAGAUGCUGCUAAGGGUUUCACAGGAAAAACUCAAUAAUUUUCAUGAGCGUGCGCUGUCUGUUCUGGCAAGCUGUUUAGAAGAAAUGGAAAGCAGUAAGAAUGUAGAUGCACUGCGAGCUGGCUUGAGGAUACUGAUAGAACUACGGGUUGCACGUAUUAAAGGCGUUCUUCCAUUGCAGACAUUGAUGCGAGCAGCUGGCAGCGAUGCUUCUCCAGCUCUGAAAAAGAAAUUUGAGGCCAAGGCACUAUCCAUGAUGGACCAGUUCAGCCUCCCAAAUACCCAGUACAUGUUUACUACACUGGCUGCAAUCAAUCUCCGUUCUUUUCCAAUCCUGAAGGCCUGUAGUGACAAGAUUGUGGGUAUUCAUCAUCUUAACAGUGACGUGAAAGCAGAUCAGCAGGUAAAUAGACUUCGUGGCUACUUUAGAUACAAAGAUAUAAAUGUUUCACCUUAUUAA
This is a messenger RNA of Protopterus annectens (West African lungfish), 1325 nucleotides long. RefSeq names its product FAST kinase domain-containing protein 2, mitochondrial-like. The transcript is spliced from 6 exons. The record is from RefSeq and is a predicted model, not a curated record. NCBI's taxonomy places the organism in Eukaryota, Metazoa, Chordata, Ceratodontiformes, Protopteridae. Bases 114 to 1325 code for a protein of 403 amino acids.